Molecule: messenger RNA, 2785 nt
Organism: Prosopis cineraria
Lineage: Eukaryota; Viridiplantae; Streptophyta; Magnoliopsida; Fabales; Fabaceae
Exons: 12
Coding region: 189-2498 (769 amino acids)
Biological process (GO): regulation of exocytosis; protein secretion
Cellular component (GO): plasma membrane
Molecular function (GO): GTP binding; GTPase activity
Source: RefSeq, a predicted model, not a curated record
CUCCUCUCCCUCCACUCCCCUCACCCCCCCCCCCCCCGGGGAACCAAGCACUGAGGUCUUGCUUAUACCCGAAAACUCUCUCUGAUCUCUUCCCAUGUCGCCGCCGACGACUUGUUAACCUUUUGCCGAAGGGAUUGAUAGAGACUCUUGCGCUAGAAUAUUCAAUUUGUGUUCACAAAUAAUAAUCGAUGGCAGCGCUACCAGCACGGGCUCGUGCCGAUUACGAUUACCUCAUUAAGCUUCUUCUUGUUGGCGACCGUGGUGUGGGGAAGAGUUGUCUGCUUUUGCGGUUUUCUGAUGGUUCCUCCACCACCAGUUUUAUCACAACAAUUGGGAUUGAUUUUAAAAUAAGAACCAUCGAACUUGAUGGGAAACGCGUUAAGCUGCAAAUCUGGGACACAGCUGGUCAGGAGAGAUUUCGAACUAUCACCACAGCUUAUAACCGUGGAGCCAUGGGCAUCUUGCUGGUCUAUGAUGUUACUGAUGAAGCAUCUUUUAAUAAUGUUAGGAAUUGGAUUCGCAACAUUGAACAACAUGCAUCUGACAAUGUAAACAAGAUACUUGUGGGCAACAAGGCUGAUAUGGAUGAAAGUAAAAGGGUUGUGCCUACCUUUAAAGGUCAAGCUCUUGCUGAUGAGUAUGGUAUCAAGUUCUUUGAAACUAGUGCAAAGACAAACAUGAACGUGGAAGAGGUUUUCUUUUCAAUAGCAAGAGACAUCAAGCAAAGGCUUGCUGAAACAGACUCUAGAGCUGAGUCUUUCCAGCAUAAAAGCUUUUGGAUGCCACGGGACGCAGGAUGCUUAGCUGAUGACAAUAUGGGAUAUGAGAAUUCUUCUCGAAUUGAACCAAAGCGUGGUCAUCAAUGGUUUGCAGAAACAGGUGAACCAGAAAUUAUCAGCAACAAUAAGAAGCAAGCUAUUGAAGCUGUUGGUGGCAGGCCAAUUUCAGGGGUUCCGCAUUUGGAUGUAUCUCCUUGGGACACCAAUUCUGGGUUUCACUCAGUUACAGGUCAAUAUUCUGACCGUAUCUUUGGAUCUGAGACUUUAAGAACUUUCAAUUUGGUUGAUAAGAACAUGCCAUCAAUUGGAAGUGGAAAUCUGAAUAUGGGAAGGAAGGAUUUUGAGAACAAUUAUGGAAAUGAUCCAUCAGUGGGGCUAUCAAUAUCUCAUACUAUUGAGGACCCUUCAUCUUGUCUCAAUUUUGGUGGCAUCAGAAUAGUUAAAGUUAAUCAAGUUAGAGAUACCAACAAUUGCAUGUCUGCAUCUAUGGGGCACUCCUAUAGUAGGGUGGAUAAUAGUGCAAUUUCGAUGGUUGCUGGUUACAGUAAGAAUGAUGGGAACAUAUCGUUAGGUCAGGCAUACAACAAUGUAAAUGAGAAUAUUGUCUCUGCGGGUAGUGCAAUAACUAAGGCUCAUGAUAAUCUUGGUUCAAUGGGUCACGCAUUCAAUAAAGGAGAUGGAAGUUUUCUGCUGAUGGGCCACACUUAUGACAAGGGAGAUGAAAGCAUCUUAUCAAUGGGUCAGCGAUUUGACAGGGGAGAUGGAAAUUUCAUAUCAAUAGGUCAGUCAUAUGAAAAGGAAGAUGGCAAUUUGAUAUCACUGGGCAACUCAUUUAACAAGGGGCAUGAAAGCUUUAUGUCAAUGGGCCCAACCUACGGUAAAUCAGGAGAAAAUUUCAUUUCAAUAUCUCCUUCCUGUGACAAGGGAACUGGUCAUAUCAUGUCAGUGGGUCCUACAUAUGACAAGGUGGAUUCAAACAUGGUAUCAACAAACCCUUCAUAUGAUAAAGGAGAUUCUAACUCUUUACCAGUGGGUCACAAUUACAAUAAGAAUGAUGGCUGUACGAUAUCUUUUGGAGGCUUUAAUGAUGACCCAGAGCCAAAUCACUCAGGUGGGAUUAUUAGUGGCUAUGAUUUGUUGAUGAGCAACCAGAACUCAACUCAUGGUUUGGAUGGCCAGAAGGAUCUGGUUGAGUCAAACCUUGAACCAGGUGUAAAUAGCAAUUCGAAAUCUAAUUCUAGAAGUGAUAAUGUCCCUAAGAGUAAGGAACCAAGGACAAGGAAGGUUCCUUCUAAUAACUUCCCUUCAAAUGUCAAAAGUCUGUUAUCAACAGGAAUUUUCGAUGGUGUUCCUGUAAAGUAUGUUUCUUGGUCACGGGAGAAACAUCUUAAAGGAGUCAUAAAAGGGACUGGGUACUUGUGCUCCUGUAAUGAAUGCAAGGAGUCCAAGGCUCUUAAUGCGUAUGAGUUUGAGCGUCAUGCGGGUGCCAAGACCAAACACCCGAACAAUCACAUAUACUUUGAGAAUGGGAAAACCAUCUAUGCUGCUGUUCAAGAGCUGAAGAACACUUCUCAGGAGAUGCUUUUUGAUGUAAUUCAGACUGUUACUGGAUCUACCAUCAAUCAAAAGAAUUUUCGAGCCUGGAAAGCAUCGUACCAAGCUGCUACCAGGGAGCUUCAGCGUAUAUAUGGAAAAGAUGAAGUAGUCAUCCCAGCUUGAAUUUGGUUUUCUGCUUCUCAAAAGUUAAAGAGCAAUGGUAGUCAUGUAAUCUGUCCAUAAUGCACUACAUCUACAUGAAAAAUAUCAAGUUUAAGCUGAUCCAUUCUUGUAGGAUUUUACUUUCGAUCCAUGGUAAUGCUGAUCUUUAAGGGUUUUGUUCCAAUAUUGCCUUCCAUUCUGUAGAUCUCUUGUUGCUUUUCCUAGGUGCAUAGUGCAAACCAACCACAUUACUUCAUAUAAUUUUCCUGAAUUAGUUUAUAUUUUUAGAUGAGUUCUGAAACUUUCAA